Triticum turgidum subsp. durum (durum wheat) is the source of this 1386-nucleotide messenger RNA. NCBI's taxonomy places the organism in Eukaryota, Viridiplantae, Streptophyta, Magnoliopsida, Poales, Poaceae. The record is from the annotation of a GenBank genome assembly.
AUGGAGGUCGACGACGGCCCAGGACCGGCGCGCCCCGCCGUCGGCUCCACCCUUCUAGCCACGGAAAAGAACCGUACCCGAUCCAGCUGGCCCCGCACGGUGCUUACCAGACGCAGCGACAGUCCCAUACACUGCCAGCAAUCACAUGCUUACGGUGUACGCAAAAGUAAAUGCCAGAACACGAAACGAGCAGAGCAGCCGCACGAGCGGCCCCGCAAGGUCGGCUGCAUCGAGUCCGCCACGCGCAUAGGCCGCAAGAAGCGCCUCGAGGCCGAGUACGAGCUCGGCGACGAGAUCGGCCAGGGCAAGUUCGGCUCCGUCCGGAUCUGCCGCGCCAAGGCCGGCGGCGAGGAGUUCGCCUGCAAGGCGCUCCCCAAGAACGGCGAGGAGACGGUCCACCGCGAGGUCGAGAUCAUGCAGCACCUCUCCGGCCACCCCGGCGUCGUCACGCUCAAGGCCGUCUUCGAGGACGCCGACAAGUUCUACCUCGUCAUGGAGCUCUGCAGCGGCGGCCGCUUGCUCGACGAGAUGGCCAGGGACGGCACCUUCUCCGAGCAGCGGGCCGCCCUUGUCAUCAAGGAUCUAAUGUCGGUCGUCAAGUACUGCCACGAAAUGGGCGUCAUCCACAGGGACAUUAAGCCGGAGAAUAUUUUGCUCACCAAGACUGGCAAGAUGAAACUAGCUGAUUUUGGAUUGGCAGCACGAGUUACUAACGGUGUUUUUAGUCAUGAAUUGGUAGCAUGUGGUGCCUUCAUUGGUAAGUUCUUGCUAGAUAUCCAAGGUCAGAAAUUGUCUGGCGUUGCUGGGAGCCCAGCCUAUGUGGCGCCUGAGGUGUUGUCAGGAAGCUAUUCUGAGAAAGUAGACAUAUGGGGUGCUGGGGUGCUCCUCCAUGUACUACUGCUUGGUUCACUUCCAUUUCAAGGAGGCUCUCUGGAAGCUGUCUUUGAAGCUAUAAAGACAGUUGAGCUUGAUUUCAACAGCGGUCCAUGGGAAUCAAUGUCAGUUAUUGGACGGGAUCUUAUAAGUCGAAUGUUGGAUCGAGAUGUCUCUUCUAGAAUAACUGCUGAUCAAGUUCUUUGUCAUCCAUGGGUGUUGUUCUACACGGAAUGUACCCUGAAGGCUGUAACUCCUGAUGUCACUAACAAGAUUGUAGCACCCAAAAUUCCAUGGGACAGAAUUAGAUCACAUUGUGAGUCGUCAGCUUCAGAUUCGUCGAGCCAGAGGUCGGAGGACCAGGAUGAAUGUGGCAUAGUCGACGCACUGACAGCGGCAAUAACACAUGUUAGAAUAUCGGAGCCGAAAAGGACCCGGCUUUGCAGCCCCGGCAUUCCCAUACAGCAGGAGUGCUCCUCAAACUUGAAGAGCAACCUGUGCACGGCGUUCUGA